UCGCAUAUUCGAUUUGUAAACUUGUUCUUGAUGUAACCCAAAGGUGAAAUAAUCUUUCAACACUUGGCGUACAACCAUAAAAUCAAUACAAAUUAAGGGUAGGUUGAAAUUAGUUUAAUUGCUAGGUUUUGAAAAUAAUUAGAAAUAGUGAAUGGCAUUUUACUAUGAUACAGUGUUCAAAAUCGAACUACAAAUGAGUUGUAGUUUAGUGGAAAUUAAUUUUGUUAAUAAUAAUAGUCCUCCAUGUUUGAAUUACCCAACCUGCCACUUAUAUUCACAUACACAAAUUAAAAAAAUGACAGUAGAGUAAUCAUUUUUACAAAUUUCAGGGGUGUCCCUCACUAUCAUUUAUAAUUUUUUAUCCAUACGUAAAUUACCACCGUGGGUUGAAUAAUCGUUUUUCCAAAAUUCAGGGGUGUCCCGGGACACCCCUAAAGCCUCGUGUGUCUGCCCCUGCCAGUGCUGCACACCUAGACCAACUCUGUCACAUCGCCAUUGUUAGGUAAUUAGAAGGAUCGCUGAUUCUUGUGUAGAAAAGCAACUCAAGCUUCUUGUUUUAUAUUGAGAGUUUACAGAGUAUUUAUAGAUCAUACAAAAGGAUUAUACAGACAAACACAUUAAUUACAUAAUCUCAAAAUAUCAUGUGAAUCUCCUUGUGAUUUGGUUGAUUCGGUGCAUGAUGGAGGAAUAGUGAUUGUGGGGCAUGAUAUUAACUAAUUCUGCUAACACCCCCUCUCAAACUCUAGGUGGGGACGAAGACACCAACUAGAGUUUGCCAAUUAACCAUGAUGAAUCUGAGCGUGAAAAAUUGGAGCGAUGAAGAUGCCAUGAUGAAGGACAUGAAACAGACUGUAAAUCUGAUCACAUCCCCGGUGAUAAGGGGCAUACAUAGUAUGCAGACUUGAGCGUUGAAACAAGGCCAAACAUCUUAAAGAUGUGACAAUUUACUGAAGAAAAUUUUGGGCAUCUUUCCAGAAGAAUUUCAAGAUUUCAGGUAUCAUAUGGGAAAAUUGACUCAAGGAUUUAAUGAUAAUAAGUCAAAAAGAUUUGUCACCUGUAUAGGGAAGCAGGAAGAUGGAUGGCCGAAAGAAAGAUACAUGUGUGGGACAAUGCUCUUUAUGAGUUUAUUUUUCUAAUAAUAAAGAAAGGGCAUGAAGAAGAUGCGUGGAGUAGUGGGUUUUAUAAAGGUAAAGAUAUUGUUUUUCUCAACGGAGAGAUGUACUUGGUGGUGAUAGACCGAAUCUAAAACGAACUAGGGAAACAGAGAGAGUCUAGAGGACUACCAGCAGACCCGACUAUGGGACGAUAGAGAAGUGAAUCGAUGAUCGGGCAGGUUGAUCAGCAGCAGGGUUGGGUUCGGGAGUUGGAGCAGGAGAAGCCGAUUGGAGCUAUGCAAGAGGUGGAUUGGUCGAUGGUGGCGAGCUUGCUGGUUGGCGGUUGUGCGAAGACCAGAGGAAAAACAGAGGCUGUGGUGGGGCAGAUCUACAAAACAGACGGGAAAGAGCAACAUCAAAGGCGGGCAGAGAGGCAACAGGUUUACGCUAGAGGCAGACGAGAACAACACCAACGACAGGAAGCUAGAGGCAACAACGGCAACGGGACCAACAGUGGUGACGGGGACUCACCGAUCUAUUGAACGGCAAGACUAAUGCAACAAGGCAUCAAUGAGAAACAGAUGUUGUCGAUACUUGAAGCUGAGGUUGUUUAGGCAGUGGCAGUCUUCAGAUCAACGGUUGCGCAAGAACAAAGUCCGCGAGUGAAAGUCGAUGAUGACAGGCAGCAAGUAAGCAGAAACAAGUACUGGGAAGUGGACUCAAAGAACAUAAUGAUGAAGGUUGACAGAAGAGUGAAGAAAUUCAGAGGAAGGCAAAAGGUUAGAACUCAAGAAUGGUUUAGAAACUCAACAGCGGAAUCUUUUCUUUCUUUUCUUCUUCUUGGUCUCUCCAUUACAGGAAUUAGAUUCAGGCUCUGAUACCAUGUUAGAUAAUUAGAGGGAUCGCUGGUUCUUGUGUAGAAAAGCAACUCAAGCUUCUUGUUUUGUAUUGAGAGUUUACAGAGUAUUUAUAGAUCAUACAAGAGGAUUAUACAGACAAACACAUUAAUUACAUAAUCUCAAAUUAUAUUGUGAAUCUCCUUGUGAUUUGGUUGAUACGGUGCAUGAUGGAGGAAUAUUGAUUGUGGGGCAUGAUAUUAACUAAUUCUGCUAACAACCAUCAUCGUUCUCAACACCAAGACGCCCUUUCAGACCACCAUCGUGCCAAUGGUCGUCGGCUCCGGUUGUUGUGGAAGGAGGAGAAAAAGGAAUAAUUUGGUGCUCCGCUGGUCAUCUGCGUCGCCGCUUCUUCUUCAAGAAAGAAACAAGUUGCUUUGUUCUUUUUUUUCUUUCUUCUUCGUGUGGCAGGGAGAAGAAGACAUAAAAAGAGAGAAGUUUGGGUGGCUGGGAAGAGGGGAAGAAGGAAAAGCAACUAAAAAAUCAAAAAGAUU
Linum trigynum is the source of this 2484-nucleotide messenger RNA. Lineage: Eukaryota; Viridiplantae; Streptophyta; Magnoliopsida; Malpighiales; Linaceae. The record is from the annotation of a GenBank genome assembly.